AUGAAGUUCUCCCUCCCAAUACUGUCUCUGAGUGUUGCAACCUUUGUCAAAGCGAGCCCUAUUACUGUAGGAGACCGAGCCGUCUAUGGCGUCGAAGCGUGGAGCGGAGACCAUGAACUUCUAGCGAGGGCGAGUCUCACCUCCAACGAAUUCACCGAUGGGGGUUGUGAGGAUGUCGUCUUGAUAUUUGCUCGUGGAACAGCUCAGCUAGGCAAUCUGGGUGCAACUCCUGGGCUCCAACUGUACAACCAGAUCAAGUCUGCCCUGGGCGACUCCAAUGUUGCCGUCCAAGGCGUCAACUACGACGCGGUGGCACACGGUACUCUGCCUAAUGGCGUAGACGCGACCGCAGCGGCGAACAUGGCAUCUCUGAUCAGAUCGGUGUACAACACCUGCCCCAACGCCAAGAUCCUGGUGUCGGGCUAUAGUCAAGGGGCUGCAAUGGUCCACGCCAGUAUCAAGCAGUUAUCAACAGCGGUGAAGGCACGGAUCGCAGCUGCAGUCACCUUUGGCGACACGCGCAACGAGCAGGACGGCGGACAAAUUCCGGGGUUCGCAACUGACAAGACCCUUAUUAUUUGCAAUGAUGGUGAUCUGGUCUGUGACGGCACACUGGAAAUCAGGGCACCGCAUCUACAAUACGGACCUCGAGUACCAGAAGCAGUUUCAUUUAUGGUGUCGAAGGUGUGA
Neoarthrinium moseri is the source of this 690-nucleotide messenger RNA. RefSeq lists its product as uncharacterized. Gene Ontology annotation, cellular component: extracellular region. The record is from RefSeq and is a predicted model, not a curated record. Lineage: Eukaryota; Fungi; Ascomycota; Sordariomycetes; Amphisphaeriales; Apiosporaceae. Gene Ontology annotation, biological process: carbohydrate catabolic process. Bases 1 to 690 code for a protein of 229 amino acids. The transcript is spliced from 2 exons. Gene Ontology annotation, molecular function: cutinase activity.